AUGGUUGGAAGGUUUGACGGACCCCCAUUCAAUAUAGACGCAUGGUUAGACCGUAGAACCAAUGCCAAUGCUUUAAUUGAUAGUGGGUGCCUCACCUAUGGGAUCAUCAAAGAGACCUUCGCUCGAAAGAAAAAGCUGAAUUGUAGCGCUAUUAAACCUCGACCUAUUAAGGGAUAUGAUGGUUCGGCACCUCAAUACAUCAAAGAAAUUGCAUGCGUGACAUUAGAUAUCGGGGGAAAUAUACAGGAGAAAGCCUACUUCUAUGUGGUUCCGAAGUGCGAAUACGAUAUGAUAUUGGGUCUCCCAUGGAUGGAACACCAACAUGUAAGAAUUGACGCCGCUGGAGGCCGACUGGAAUUCGGGAACGGAAUAUCCGUCGAUAAAAAGAACCUGUUACGACCUGAGUACGCCCCCCGACAGAUCGGUGCAGCUGCGGUGAACGCUUUGAAAAGGAUGCGAAGCAGGAAAAAGGAGGUCGACAUAUUUGCAGUCUCCAUGCGGGAUAUUGAGAAAGCUCUGGCCCCGAAACCACAGACAGACCCAGGGAACAAGCUACCUAAGCAUUACCACGAGUUCCUGGAACUAUUUGACCCGAAGGAAGCUGACAAGCUACCACCGUCACGUCCGAAUAUCGACCAUCAGAUUGAACUAAUUGACGCCGACGCGAAGGGGCGCAAGCCAGAGAUACCAUGGGGCCCUCUCUAUAACAUGUCACGGGAAGAACUGCUGGUCCUACGGAAAACUCUCCACGACUUACUGUCGAAGGACUUCAUACGUGUGAGCAACUCGCCCGCUGCAGCGCCGGUACUGUUUGUAAGGAAACCCGGAGGAGGACUGCGCUUCUGCGUCGAUUAUCGGGCGCUCAACGCUAUGACAAAAAGGGACCGAUAUCCACUACCGUUAAUACAUGAGACCCUACAACGAAUAUCUAAAGCCCGAUGGUUUACAAAGCUUGACGUUACAGCGGCCUUCCAUAAGAUACGCAUCGCCGAAGGAGACGAGUGGAAGACAGCUUUCCGAACCAGGUUUGGACUCUAUGAAUGGUUAGUAACACCUUUCGGCCUUACCAAUGCGCCGAGCACGUUUCAACGAUACAUCAAUUGGACCCUUCGCGAGUUCCUGGACGACUUUGUAUCUGCCUAUCUGGACGACGUGCUUAUCUUUACGGAAGGCAGCCGCGCGCACCAUCGGAAACAGGUAAUGAGGGUGCUAGAACGCCUGCGCACUGCGGGACUACAGCUAGAUAUCAAUAAAUGCGAGUUCGAGGUGCAGACAACAAAAUACCUCGGAUUCAUAUUAGAAGCUGGAAAAGGGAUCCGAAUGGACCCCGCGAAAGUCUCUGCCAUUUUGGAAUGGAAAGCCCCAACGUGUGUGAAAGACGUGCGAUCGUUCCUAGGGUUCGCAAAUUUCUACCGACAGUUUAUCCGAGGGUAUUCCGACAUAAUCCGUCCGCUGACAGAACUGACUAAAAAGGGAACUACCUUCGUUUGGACCAAGGCCGCCAAUGAAGCCUUCGAACAACUAAAGCAAAUGUUUGUGAGCGACCCAAUACUAGUGCAAUUCGACCCCGAGCAGGAUACAAUCGUGGAAGCCGACUCUUCGGGAUAUGUCGUAGGGGGGACAUUAUCACAGUACGAUAACAAAGGACUCCUACGAACCUGCGCCUACUUCUCCCGAAAGUGCACGCCCGCGGAGUGCAAUUACGAGAUCCACGAUAAGGAGCUAUUGGCGAUAAUAGCGUGUCUGAAGCAAUGGGAACCUGAACUAAUUGGCACUAAGGAGUUUACUAUCCUGACCGACCACCGGAAUCUUAAAUACUUCAUGCAGCUCCGACGGUUGAAUGAAAGGCAAAUGAGAUGGGCCGGUAUACUCUCACGCUUCAACUAUAAGCUCCAAUACCGGCCAGGGCGACUAGCUGCCAGACCUGAUGCACUAUCGCGACGCUCGCAAGAUAUGCCCGAUGGGAUUGACGAUGAACGCCUAGCAUACCGAAAUAAGCGUCUUAUCAACCCUAACAAGGUACGGAGAGACUAUCCAGAACAACCUCCCCAGGGUCGCUUAUCGAACACCGCACCUGAACCCCAUGUCCACGCUACCCACAUAGAGCACUUAACGUCAAUUGGAGAACAGUGGCGACUAGCCGAAGCCGAGGAUAAGAAUUAUGAACGAAUCAAAGAGGCCGUACGCCAGAAGCUCCCGCGGUUCCCUCAAGACCUACAACUUCGCACCAUGGUAUCCGAAUGCACGAUCGAUGCAGCGGACCGGUUACUAUUUCGAAACCGACAAUGGGUACCAAACAGCGAACCACUCCGCACUCGUAUUAUACAAGAUACGCACGACUCCUAUCUCACCGGACACCCAGGCCGAAACAUGACCUAUGCCAUCGUGGCCCGACAACUAUAUUGGCCGAACCUAUCUGAGGAUGUCCGAAGGUUCGUGAAUAACUGCGACAAAUGUGGUGCGAACACCGUAUGGAGACAACGCCGACAAGGGUUAUUAAAACCGCUCCCUGUUCCCUCGCGAAUGUGGCGAGAUAUUAGUAUGGAUUUUAUAGAGAAACUCCCAAUGUCCGACGGGAAUACGAAUCUCAUGGUAAUCGUUGACCGACUGGGAAAAGGGAUUAUAUUGGUACCAUGCAAACACAUAGAUACUGAGACAGUGAUAUCGAAGUUCGUUGACCGAUUCAUACGCGAACAUGGGCCGCCUAGCAGCAUUAUAUCGGAUCGGGGCACGCAAUUUGUUAAUGACCUUUGGAAAGGCGUGUGCGAACGUCUAAAGAUCAUGAGACGAUUGUCAACCGCGCAUCACCCCCAAACUGAUGGACAGACGGAACGUGCUAACUCUGUGGUGGAAGAAUACCUGCGGAACUUCUGUACCUACCUCCAAACCGACUGGAGCCCACUAACCGCAAUUGCGCAACUCGCAAUAAACGGGCGCGACGCUACUGCAACUGGUAUCAGCCCCUUCUUCCUGACCCAUGGAUACAACGUCGAACCACUCCAGUUAGAUGAAGCUAUCCCCACAUCUGAGCAGCAAAGACCCGCCGCCGAACGUGCAAACGAUAUAGUUACUAAGCUACGGCAGGCCUUUGAUAUAGCGCAGACUGAGCUUGUCUCAGCGCAGCAGCGAAUGGAAGAUAGUGCGAACCGUCGCCGAGAGACUCCUCUGGAGUAUAAAGUAGGACAGAAGGUAUGGUUAGACCUUCGGAACAUUCGGACCGAACGACCUUCGAAGAAGCUGGACGCCCGACAUGCGAAAUAUACUAUACUAGAGAAAGUGGGAUCCCAUGCGUACCGACUCGAUGUCCCCGGAACUAUUCAUGAUGUUUUUCAUACGACGCUCCUCCGCCCUGCGGGCACACGUCCGCUCCCUUCACAGACCCGACACGAUUACCAGCCACCAGCGCACCUAGUAGAAGGCAAUGAAGAGUACCUAGUCGAUAGCAUACUCGACGAACGGACCAUACGUCGGGGCCGCGGACAUAUGAAGCAAUACCUUGUCCGUUGGACCGGAUAUGCGCGACCUACAUGGGAACCUGCCCGGUCCAUGGAAGACACCGAAGCACUCGACCACUGGCUCCAACACCACAACGCCCUUGCCGAAGGGGGGGAGUAA
Molecule: messenger RNA, 3615 nt
Organism: Talaromyces rugulosus
Lineage: Eukaryota; Fungi; Ascomycota; Eurotiomycetes; Eurotiales; Trichocomaceae
Exons: 1
Coding region: 1-3615 (1204 amino acids)
Biological process (GO): DNA integration
Molecular function (GO): nucleic acid binding
Source: RefSeq, a predicted model, not a curated record